AUGUCUCAACCUUCGCAAGCCAACCAAAUCAACCCUUGCGCUCCAGCUGCAAUCCGACAAUGGAUUGAAGACCAAGGUCAGCGCCCCAAAGCCGCUGAUAUCCGAUGCGAGUGUUAUCGCCGCCGCAUCGGUUUUGCGGAGAGACACAGCAGUCCCAAUGAUAUCAACUCGCGUUCCAACCUUCACCGCGCGUUCUGCGAAAACCCCCAAGACAGAUACGCAGUGUGGACGGAUUUCGUGUUGGACUUGCAUGAUUCGGUGUCCGCCAUGUCGCGGAUGUCUGAUGGACUCUUCGUCGCUUUCGCUGUUCGCCCAGAUUGGGAUCCUUCCACUACCUUCAAUCCAUCGCGCAUUGAUAUCAACACCUUCACUAGCUACCACGCAGACAUCAAGCCGAGCAUUCAGACUACCAUCAAGCGGCUCGAGGACAUCUUUCGGAAGGAGAUUGCAGAGGCGCACAUCAGGUCUUAUGGCCAAAGACUUCGCUCUGUAACGCCUGGCACCGGGUAUGUCGUCGUUGACGGUCGUGCUCAAAUGCCCGAGUUAUCUACUACUCCCCCCGCCCCCUCGUCCUCGCAGCCAGCUCCACCCAAGUCACGAUCGGAUGCUCCAAUUGUACCACCACCCUCCUCCGCUCCUCCGCGCCUCGUUGCGUCUUCCUCUGCUCGCAACGUCUCCAUCUCUGCCUCGUCCACCACCUCUACCACCCUGUCAUCAGUAUCAAGUCUCUCAACCUCAACUUCGGCAUCCGGCCCCAAGGCAGUUCCCCCUCGUGCGUCGACCUCAACCCCACCUGCUUCCCGCAUCCAAGGGCGUCCAACAUCUCAACCUGCCCAGACUCGAUUACGGCUUCAGCUCUCGCCAUCUCCAGCUCCUUCGGCUGUCACUCCUGCGCCCGUCAUUCCUGCACCCGUCACUCCGACUUCAUCUCGCCGUCAUUUGCAGCCACGCCCUCCGCCCAUCACCACUGUUGUCGAGACCAACGAGGACUCGUAUUUCACAGAUUCGGAUGUAGAACCACUCACCCCUCUUCCGUCCACGCCUGUCUAUGCGCCAUCUUACCGUGCUAGCACCAUUCCGACUUCCACUGCAUCUCCCUCACCGCCACCAUCGCCUACCCCAUCCCCUCGUCAUCGGUCUGCCACAUGGAAGGGCAAGAAGGCGGUAGAAGCCCCUGUCUCCACCUCAUCGGCUGCGACCGGCGACGGUCUUCUGGCCAGGGCUGCAGACUUCAUAUCCGGUCUCGGGCUUGGUGCCGACGCCCAAGCGUCUGUCGCGGGCGCCAUGAAGUUCAAGAGACACCUUUGGGUGGCUCUCUUUAUGGAGGCUGUAAUGGCGGAAUCAUCGACCGGUGCCUCCUCACGGCCCAAACGAACAACGGAACAGAUUCAAGAAGGCUACCAACGGUACCAACAGCUCAUGCAAGCCAUUCAAAGUCUCCGCGGCAUCAUUCUGCAAGGUAUUGCGGGCAUAUGCAAUGACUACGGGCGGACUCCCGAGUGGGUCUCGACUCAGGUCUACCUUGGGGCUGGCAACGUUCCUCGCACCGAGACCAAACCGAAUGGCUUCGGCGCGUUUCUGUCGCACACGUAUGCGACACAGGUUGCUAACGGAGAGACCCUCCCAGCCGGAGCUGGGGCAAUGACAAGUGUGUCCCAGUCGGCGGCUCAAGCUUGGCAUGCCCUUUCGGACGAGGAGAAACAGGAGUGGAGCAGGCGCUCCCGGCAAAACCAAGAAGGGGCCAAGAAGAAGGUUAAAGUUGUCAACGCUGAGCAUGUAGCAAACGCCAUCGAAACUACGUUCACCCGGAAGAUCGACCCUUGCGUUGCUGAGAUCACCCAGAGCACCGGCUGCGCUGUCCUCUACCUUGUGACUCGCGACAAAGUUACCGACCAGUACAGGCCCCGUAGUUUUGCCUCCCCGCGCGUCGAGGCCGCCUUGAUGUAUCUAUUCAAAGUCAAUCCGCACGAGCUGGCCAUGCGCCUCGACGCGUACGUCACCGGUGGUAUCACCGGAGUGACUCGCUACACCGGGGACCGCCGCGUCGGCGUCUUGAGGAAGUCAAUUCGAGAGAUGAUAUUACAGAAGCUUCGCAAUAUCCUGAGGACGGCACGCAGUGUCGUAUACGAGGAGCUUCCAACCUUCAUGGAGUGGGCUAAUUACGAGAAGUGGGUCAUCGAGUACGGCGUUGAGCUCCAUGGCUUUCCGGGCGGCGCUGUCAAGAAUCCGAGCAACGUCUCCACCAUCCCCAUGUUGACUGAGAUCGAGGCUGCCAUCACGCAGGGUGAGUGCUUCUGGCGGGUGCUCGAGCCGGAGGAAUGGGAGAGACGCAAGGCCGACGCACACAAGCGCGUUCUUGCGGAGCGGCCAUCAAACAACGCGACCACAGGCAAGAGGAAACGGUCGAAGACAGACCACCCCACUCCACCUGCCUCUACCGGGGCGCUCGACUCCAUGCCGCCGACGCCCACUCUGCACUUGACAACGCCAACCAUCUUGCCAUCACCAUCAUUGCUGCUGCCGCCGCCGUUCCCGGAACACCUCGACGCCUCGGCGUUGUCGUAUGAUUUCCAAUCAUCCGAUCAUUCCGGCUUCGUGACAAACCCGGCGUUUGGUACCGAGCAUACUACCUCAUUUAGCGUAGAUUACGCUCCCGAUUCCACGUCGUAUGAUUCUUCAGGCUCCGGGCUUUACACUUUCUCUUCCUCUAAGUCGUUUACUGAUCUUCUCAAUGAGUAA
Molecule: messenger RNA, 2739 nt
Organism: Coniophora puteana RWD-64-598 SS2
Lineage: Eukaryota; Fungi; Basidiomycota; Agaricomycetes; Boletales; Coniophoraceae
Exons: 7
Coding region: 1-2739 (912 amino acids)
Source: RefSeq, a predicted model, not a curated record